This is a messenger RNA of Paramecium tetraurelia, 1713 nucleotides long. RefSeq lists its product as uncharacterized. NCBI's taxonomy places the organism in Eukaryota, Ciliophora, Oligohymenophorea, Peniculida, Parameciidae. The transcript is spliced from 4 exons. Gene Ontology annotation, molecular function: zinc ion binding. The record is from RefSeq and is a predicted model, not a curated record.
AUGUCUGAUAGUAAAACUUCUCCUCGAAAUCAUGGAAGAUCGAAGACAAAGACAAGCGAAAAUUUAUAAAUACUGUUCAAGAAGUCAUCAGUUGCAAAUGAAAGAUUAGUCGUUAAUAAAUUAGGCAUGAAAUUUGAUCCUGUUUGUUGGAAGAAGAACCAUGAAAAAGGGAGAAUUCAAUUUUUUUGCAUUGUAAAUCUCUGGCAUUUAAAAUAGGAAUCGAAUUGCAAAGCUGAUAGAAGGUUGGCUUGUGCACAUUGCAUCAUUGAAGAACACCAGGAACAUAUCUCAAAUAAGAUAACUGUUGAACAAUAUUGUGAUUCCUUUGAGAGCAAUUUUAAGAGCUAUCUCUUUUAAAUAGCAAAAUUAGAGGAAUAUUACAAAAAAUGCAAAAUGCUGGAUUUAAUCAAUUAAAUAGAUAAAGAUAUCAACACAGUUCUCGAAAUUGUUAAACAAUAAUUAAGGGUUUUAAGGGAUUUCUACGUUUAAGAAAUCUAAAUUCAUGCAGAAUAAAAUAAUUCUUCUCUGAUCUCAUUUUAUAAUAUGGAAAAACAGACGUUGUCUAAAAUAAAGGACUAUGCACAAAAGAAUCUAUUUGAGAUGACUCCUCCUGAAAUGGAUCAUAGUAUGUUAUUGUUAGGUCAAAAUCAUUUGGAUAACAUAACACUUAAAAUAUAGUAAUUCGGUGAUCAAAACUCAAUUGUCUAUAGCACUUUGAAAUCCUAAUGGAAACUAAUAUAUGAAUAAUUAGAAGAAUCUUUAAUUGAUGCUAUAGCUUUGAUUAGCUAGAAUAAUUUGGAUUUUAAUUAGCCAACUAUUAAAGAAACUUCAUAAGAACACAGUAAAUCUACAAACUAAUAAUAAUAAUAAGAUUUCUAGAAACUGAACUUAUAAGAUUUCAAGAUCUAAAAUAAAUAGAUGAAUUAAUAAUACACAUAAAACUAUCAAUAAUUACCUCCCUAACAUUCCCAAGACUUCUAAUAGAUUAAAAAAGAAGUUAGCAAACAUAGUGGCAAUACUAUACAAUAAUAAUAAUCGAACCCUCCAAUUAAUUAAACUAAUAAUCAAUUAUAAUCUAAUAGUCCUAAAGCUUCAAACGAAGUGCAAAGUUAUAAAUAGAAUCAUAGUAUUAGUCAACAUUAAGUGACUUCACCUUUGAAAAGUGGAGUUAAUAUAGCUACUUUUGGCAAUUUAGGUAAUGCCAAUUAGAAAUCCUUCAAAAAACAUAUGUCUCAACCUAAAACUAAUGAAGUUUAUGCUCAAUCAAAGACUGAUUAGAACAACAAUUCAAAUGCUAAAUCUAGUUCUCUUGUUAGAUAAGCAAGUGCCAAUGGAGUUAAUUACUAUUACUAAAGUGAUGGCAAACACCUUGAAGGCAGAAAGAAUGGUUAUCAUAUAUAAACUCUUAAUUCAUCAUCAUAAUAAAAAUAAUAAUACUAGUUUGAAAGAAGACUGUCAGCCCCGAAAAUAUAAAAUACUCAUUUUAAUUGCAAUUACAACAAUAUGAAAUGUAUUCACAAUGAUAUUGUUAAAACAAGUCCUGUUUUCAGUUGCUGCAAUUGGGCAUUUCCAUGUUACGAAUGCCAUGACAUGAUUUCAACGCAUAAAGCACACAUAACAGUUCCUUCAUAAAGAUUCUGUUUGAAUUGCUAAGAAAUAUUCUCUGUAAAUUUAUUGUCUACAGUAGAUGUCAAAUGUUAUAAAUGCUAAUGA